UUAUCAGACGUGAUAAGUGGCAAAUGUAAGGGAUCUGACUUGUGGAAUUGUGGAUAUCUAUUCUUUAGAGCCAUCUUUUAUUAGAAAUUUAAAACUUAACUAAAUUAAGACCAAAAGUAUGAUGUCAAAUUAACAUAGUAUUUUUAAAUAACAAUUUUUAUACAAGAAUAAAAAUAUUAUGUCAAAAAAAAAUCGAAAACUCUUUUCUACAAGAUCUCAAAAAUAUAAAAAGAGCAUAGAAGAAUGUACAAAUAUCAUAGCCACUUCUCCGUUUUGGAUACACUUUUCAGAAACUAUUAAAGUAGAAUUAAAUGGAUCUAAUCCAUCAUCAAUCCUGUGUUAUGGAUUAGGAAAUUUUUUUGAGAGCAUACAAUCUAAAUACCAGUUAGGUUUACUUUUAACAAUUAAAAAUGAAUUUAAAGUGAAAAAUUGUUAUGUUUAUGAUCCCAAAUUCACGGAUGCUGAACGUUCCCAUUUAGCUGAGAUGGGAUGUGUUUCACUCUGUGAAAAUGAAGAAGGAAAGCGGAGUUUGUUACCCGGUACGUUUGUGUACAUGCCUCAUUGCCCGAAACAGCUACUAAAUAAUUUAUUAUGGGCAAAUUGGAACAAGGAGAUACUAACAAGUUGUUUAAUUGUUUGCAAUAGCAUUGAUCAAACAGUGACCUCAACUUUAGACCGAAUAUUAGAUAAGUAUGCUUACUAUGUAAAAAAAAUAUCUCCACACGUCAUAGAAAAAAAAUGUUGUGAUGAUUUUAUUUAUGAUGAUGUAUUCAACGAUAUGGCACUUCAUAUAUUUCCUGAUGAAAAAUUAAAAGAACUAGAAAAUAAUUUUUGGGAACAUGGUAAAGAACCAUUAUAUGAUACUGAUGAGCUAGAAUUUAUAACAAAAUUUGAGUGUAUGUCUUUCCAAUCUUAAUAUAGAAUUAUGAUAAGUUAAAAUAACAAUUUGGCUGUAUUUUUAUAGUUCAUUAUAAAUUAUUAUUUUUUUGUAUACAUAUUUUGCUAAUAUUGGGUACUUCCCACUUGAUGGUAUAUUUCUGACUCACAUUUUUUUCUUCUGAUUGUAUACCAAUUAUAUGACUACAAAUUCAACUUCAACACUAAUAUUCAGUGAAUAGUUGAGAGCUGUGUCCUAUGAGUAUAAUAAAUAAAAUUUACUUAAGUUCUUAAAGAAAAUAAUUCAAAAAUUAGGAAAUAGACUUCAUCCCAAUUUAUUCACACUAAAAUAUAAAAAUCAAAUA
Molecule: messenger RNA, 1241 nt
Organism: Myzus persicae (green peach aphid)
Lineage: Eukaryota; Metazoa; Arthropoda; Insecta; Hemiptera; Aphididae
Product: SRR1-like protein
Exons: 2
Coding region: 179-916 (245 amino acids)
Biological process (GO): microtubule-based process
Cellular component (GO): cytoplasm; nucleus
Source: RefSeq, a predicted model, not a curated record